AUGACCGUUUCCGCCUGGUCGUUGUCGCUUUUGGCUCUGGCAGGCAGUGCGGUUGGCGCUGACCUGCCAUCCAUUGUGAUGAAGGGCUCCAAGUUCUUCUACCCCAACGGAACGCAGUUCUUCAUCAAGGGAAUCGCCUACCAGCAGGCAUUCGGUGCCGCCGGCUCCGCGUCCUCCAACACCAGCUAUGUCGACCCGCUGGCCGACCCCGACCGCUGCCAAGCCGACGUUCCCAACCUGGCCGCCCUCAAGACCAACGUCAUCCGAGUCUACGCCAUCGACCCCACCAAAGACCACUCGGCGUGCAUGAAGCUCCUCAACGACAACGGCAUCUACGUCGUCGCCGAUCUCGGGGAGCCCAGCCUCUCCAUCAACCGCAACGAUCCGCUCUGGAACACCCAGCUCUACGCGCGGUAUCAGCAGGUCGUCGACGAGCUGGCCAAGUACUCCAACGUCAUUGGCUUCUUUGCCGGCAACGAGGUCAGCAACGAAAACAGCAACACCGGGGCCUCGGCCUACGUCAAGGCGGCCGCGCGCGAUACCAAGGCCUACAUCAAGGCCAAGAAGAACCGCUGGAUGGGAGUCGGCUACGCGGCCAACGACGACAAGCCCAUCCGCGACCAGAUUGCCAGCUACUUCAACUGCGGCCCGGCCGAGGACUCGAUCGAUUUCUUUGGGUACAACAUUUACUCGUGGUGCGGCGACAGCAGCUUCGAGGCCUCUGGCUACGACCGCUUGGUUGAGUUUUUCAAGGACUACUCGGUGCCCGUCUUCUUUGCCGAGUACGGGUGCAACCUGCCCAGCGGGGCGGCGAACCGUGUCUUUGACGAGACGACAGCUCUGUACGGCGACAACAUGACGGGGGUCGUCAGCGGAGGGAUCGUGUAUGAGUAUUUCCAAGAGGUCAACGACUACGGCUUGGUCCAGAUCGGCAGCGGCGGCUCCGUCACCAAGAUGAAGGACUUUGCCGCGCUGCAGAGCAAGAUUGGCGCCGUCAACCCCAAGGGCGUCGACAUGUCGUCGUACAACCCGACCAACAAGGCCAUGGACUGCCCCGCCGUCGGCUCAUCCUGGGCGGCCAGCGCGAAGCUGCCGCCGACGCCCAACGACUCGGCGUGCAGCUGCAUGGUGCAGGCGGCCUCGUGCGUCCCCGCGAGCGGGCUCAACGCCACCGUCUACGGCGACAUUUUCGGCUACAUCUGCGGCAAGGACGCGUCGCUGUGCUCGGGCAUCGCGGCCAACUCGACGACGGGCACGUACGGCGCAUACAGCAUGUGCACGAGCCAGCAGAAGCUCGUCUACGCCCUCGACGCCUACGCCAAGAAGGUCGGCAAGGGCGGGUGCGACUUUGGCGGCCAGGCCAAGACGCAGUCGGCCAGCGGCUCGCAGGGCAGCUGCACCAAGCUGGCGCCCUCGAGCGGAGUGAACUCGACCGUGGUCGGCGGCGGCGGCGGCGGCGGCGGCGGCAGCGGCAACGGCACCGACAGCGGCAGUUUUGCCGUGCUCGGGGCGUCUCUGACGCGUGUGGGAAGCUCGGCCGUUGGCUUGUACCUGGUUGCUGCCGUGUUUGGUGCGGCCGCGGCGGCCUUGUAG
Molecule: messenger RNA, 1593 nt
Organism: Ustilaginoidea virens
Lineage: Eukaryota; Fungi; Ascomycota; Sordariomycetes; Hypocreales; Clavicipitaceae
Exons: 3
Coding region: 1-1593 (530 amino acids)
Biological process (GO): fungal-type cell wall (1->3)-beta-D-glucan biosynthetic process
Cellular component (GO): cytoplasm; fungal-type cell wall
Molecular function (GO): 1,3-beta-glucanosyltransferase activity
Source: RefSeq, a predicted model, not a curated record